This is a messenger RNA of Laetiporus sulphureus 93-53, 246 nucleotides long. RefSeq lists its product as uncharacterized. Lineage: Eukaryota; Fungi; Basidiomycota; Agaricomycetes; Polyporales; Laetiporaceae. The transcript has 2 exons. The record is from RefSeq and is a predicted model, not a curated record. Bases 1 to 246 code for a protein of 81 amino acids.
AUGGCAGAAGCACCAAGUUUAAAGACUGGCCUGUUUCUGAUAGUUUCUGCACUUCUGUUGCUUAUUUUCGGAAGUUACGCGACGUUCUUCGAAGCAUUCCAUCAUCAACAUCAAACGGGGAUCUGGCUUGUGGAUAUCCUCGCUCAAGACGUUUAUUACAAGUACUUCUUCAUACUUCUCAUACCGACUACGUCAUAUUUCGUGAUUGCCAACUGGGUAGGAUGGCAAUAUUAUCGCAAUUCUUAG